AUGGCACCAAAGAAGAAAGACAGCAUUUCAAAGAGAAAGCUGUCACUUCCUGCUGCUUCUGCAUCACCAAUUGCUAGUAGCAGUGAAGGAACAUUAGAAUCACCACAUUCGAAUACAUCAGAUCUUUCUUUAACACCACAUUUAAACUUCCGAUCAUUAUCAAUAAUAGAAAACGAUGAUCACCAAUUAGUGUUGGAAUCUCCAAUGAUGAAUCACAACUUGAAUUAUGAAGAAUUAAUUUCUCCCUCUUUGAAUAACAUUUCGAAUACAACAAAUAUUGUAAAUAUUGUGAAUAAUACAAUAGUCAGCACCACAACACCAAUUACUACAUCCUCCACUCCCACUACCACCACAACAACUAUUACUACUACUAAUAUUUCUUCAACUCCUAACAUUACAACAACUCCAAAUCUUCACAUUUCACAAAUUCCAUCAUCACUUGGUGAAUUGCCGACUGAUAUUAUUUAUUAUGUGAUUGGUUUUCUGGAUUUGAAAGAUGUUUUGCAUUUUCGUUUGAGUUUCAGAUUGUUUCAUAUUUUGGCUGAAAAUGAAUGGCAAAGAUUUUAUAAAUCAGUUUGGCAGGUAGCCCAUCGUUUGGUAUUUUGGGAUUUUAGUGAUAAUCAUUCGAAUAAUAAUCAUUUUUCUAAACGUGGAAGUAUUAUUGAUUUUUCUAAUAAGGGAAUUUAUUCAACUCAUUCAAUUUUGGAGUAUAAUAAUCCAUGGAAAGAUUUAUUUAUUGAAAGAUUUAGAAUAAUUCAUGAAAAUACUUCACCUUCCAAUAAGAAGAAACUUGGAAUUUUCUCUCCCAGAAAUACUUCAAGUGAGGAUUACAUUGAAAAAGGAUAUAGACACGUGUAUAGAAAUGAAUAUACGAAAGCAAUUCAAUCAUUUGAGAAAGCUAUUUCAUUAGAUAGAGGUGGAAGUGCAAGAGCUUGGGAAGGUCUUGCAAAGAUUUGUUGGCAAAGAGAUUUACCUCAAUAUGUGAUUGUUUAUGCAGAAGAAGCUCUCAAAUGCAAACCAGUCAAUCCUGGUGAGCUGUUCUUUAUUAGAGGAAAGGCGUUGAUGAAAUUACAGAGAAUUGGAGAAGCUUUACCUGAUCUCACAAAGGCUGUUUCAUUGCUAACAAUGUCACCAGUCAAUUAUCAUUUAUUUUUAAAAAUUAGUGAAGUUUAUUAUGAGAGAAUGAUUUGUCACUUGGAACUUGGAAACAUUCAACAAGCUUUUUCAGAUGCAGAGACAAUUAUUACAACAGACAGGUGUUUUGAAACUGAUUGUUUUUUCAAAGCUGCCAAGCUGCUAUACGAAAAGCAACAAUUUGAAGAUGCUGAAAAGUUCAUGAAGAGCCAAUAUGUGAAAAAGACCCCAGAAUUUUAUUUACUCUAUUUACAAAUAACAAGUGCAACUGGAAAUUAUGUAGAGUCACUGAAACAUUUGAAAUCCUUUGAGGAGUUGGAAGAGAAGAGGAAAUCCAAUACUUUUAACUAUGCUCCAACAAAGAUCAACAAGGAGUCAAAUAUUGAUAUUGGAAUAGUAUUAUUGAUGAAUAAUUGUAUCCAUCAAGCUGUAGAGUACUUCUCAAAGGGAGCCCUUUUAAGGAGUGGCAACCAUAAUGAAACAUCACCACCUACAAUUGGAGUCAAUGCUAAUUCAGAGGAUUACAUGUUCAGCUCUUUGCUGCGAAGAAGCUCUCUUUCGUUCGCUUUCUCACCCAACAAGAUUAUUGAUGAAGAGGCAACAAGAAGGGCAAAACUCAAAGUAAUAGAGGCAUCCACACGCCAAACUGUAGAAUAUUCCAACUAUUUUGGCACGAGUAAUAUCAGCUCGUGUAUAGAUAUUAACAUGGCAUGGAGCUUUUACUAUUUAUUGCUGGCUCUAUUGUACUAUUGUAGAAAUACUGUUUCAUUUAAUAUUUCAAAGAAUAGGUGGUCGUCUUCAUCGGCUGCCUUUUCACCUCGAUCCACCACUUCUCAACUUCUCUCUUUGGAAGGGGAAUAUGCAGAAGCUACUGGAUCAGCAUCGAGGAUGAUCUUACUCAUCAAGAGUCAGAAAAAUCAUGUCUAUCAACAGAGAAAAAUGUCUCUGAGAUUUAUCAACGAAUAUUUGGAGAAUGAUUUGAAAAAUUCAAUCACCAACCUAACUAGAUCUAUAACUUUGAAUCCAACGCUUUGUGAAGGAUUCUAUUAUCGCUCCUUACUUAAAUGUUUUUUACAGAUUGAUAAUUAUUUAGUGUCAAUUUGUUCCUCUCCAUUAUUUGGCUCUAGCUUGACGCAAACUGGAAUUGUUUCCUUUCUGGUUGAAAAGUUCAAGAAGGCAAAUACAAAUACUGAAGCAAUCACUAGUGGAUUCAAAAAGAAUCACAAAAAGAUGCAUAAGGAUAUUUCGGAUAAGAUUAAUAUUGUCACCUCCAUGAGAGAAUCUCUCAACGAUUGUGAUAAUGCCUUCACUCUAAUAACAUUGGAAUUUAAAAUUAAUGGGCUAGAUGAUAUGGAAGAGAUUGAAUUCAAGUUGAAUAACGAUCCUUCACUGUUAGACAUUUCCAACAAAUCGAAGAGGCACACAGAAUUAUUAAUUGAUAUUUUGCUUUUGAGAACCUUUUUAUUCUACUGUUUUGGUAAGAACGCUGAGGCCUUACAGUGUGCUAGGGUUGCAUUAUCUCUAUGUGAAACCGCAGCCAAACUUUUUGGUUAUUCUUCUGAUCAGUUGAAUGGAGUCCAUAACCGUCAUUCCUCUCCAAUCCUGUUACAUCCCUCACCUAAACAUUCAGAUGCUGAGGCUUUUCUUCUCAAUUCUAGUAUUGAGAGGCAAUCUCUGGCUUGUCAAGGAUUGUUAGCACUUCUGGAAGAUUUUACUAUUUUAAAGGAAAAACAACCACGUUUUCUCAAUAUGAAAAAUGAUAGUAUUCAAAGAGGAGUGAAUCAACUCAUUAUGAAUUAUUUAACAGACACAGAGUAUAGUCUCAUCUCUCAAGAGUUAGAUUUUCUAUUAGUUAUGAUUCACUCACAAUUAUUACAGACAGAGGAGAAUCAGUAUAACUUUACUCAAACUCAAUAG
This is a messenger RNA of Naegleria gruberi, 3051 nucleotides long. Its product is annotated as TPR domain-containing protein. The record is from RefSeq and is a predicted model, not a curated record. Gene Ontology annotation, molecular function: protein binding. The transcript has a single exon. NCBI's taxonomy places the organism in Eukaryota, Heterolobosea, Eutetramitea, Acrasida, Naegleriidae. The coding region runs from base 1 to 3051 and encodes 1016 amino acids.